Amoebophrya sp. A120 is the source of this 4486-nucleotide messenger RNA. NCBI's taxonomy places the organism in Eukaryota, Dinophyceae, Syndiniales, Amoebophryaceae. The record is from the annotation of a GenBank genome assembly.
AGACUACAGAAACAGCACAAGGACUAAGGACAGGAUCUCCUUGCUAAACGACCCUGGUGGACAGACGUAACGAGCUACCCUACAGGCGCAAGUGGAGGGGGUGAGGAUUUUGCUGUGCCAGACAGUAAGUGAAACUACUGAGUUUCGCUUUUGCCUUUUGAGUAAUCGCAGUAUCUAGUGUCACAUUCACGUAAGAUUAAGAUAAGUAACGAAGUUUACCAACAUCUCUUCCACGACUAUGAGUAUGAAGCAUACGUCAUGCAGCCUGGAAAUAAUGAGCGCCAGCACCGUGUAGCGAUAUUUUCCGUCCCACGUCCAGGCCUGUCGCGGUUCCUCGUCGCGAAGGCGCAGAAGACUUUGGCGUAUGCCUUGGUGUUGUCUUUGGCUUGGAGCAUUACGGCUACAAUCAACCCGUGGUCGACUACUUUCCUGGAGACGCUCCGCACACGGGAUUCCUUCUAUCUCGGUACGAACACGAAGGGCAAUCAGGGUCAGGUCUCGAGCGGUGCUUUGCUGGCCUCUACCUGUAGGGAUCCUAACGCGCAAGUUGCGAUUACUGAGCGUGAUAAAUUGGCGGACGGGGACUGUGGUGCUGUCUUUACUGAAGGUGGCGACGAAGAAAGAGAAAACUUGACUGAUGCCGUUACAAAUCUGAGGAAAAACAUCAAGAUGGAUAGUGCUCUGCCUGCUCAUCUUGAUCUUGCACAGUCGAUGGUGGAAGCGGUCAGCUGGAAGGUCGCCCUUUUUGGCUUUCUUCUACGCCUGUGCGGGCUCUUGACGACUCUGGGCUUGGUUGCAUAUUAUUGCAGGUCGUGGAGGAAGAGCGUCCGGGGCUCUUCACCAAACAACGGCUAUCAAGACGUUUUUCAUCCUCGGAGUACAGAGACAGAGCUGCAGGAAAAUGUGCAAGUGGAGCACAUAGUUCGCGGAAAACAGUUGAUCAUGGCUGACGAAUUUGAGACUGGCGCGAACGAUUACUUUGCGCUCGAUGUGUUCAAGCCGAAAACUCUCGCAAGGGGGCUCGGAAAUCGACAGGACAAGAACAUAGACGGGGCAAGGGCCAAUCUUGUACUUUCACGGCCAGAAGAACCAGGCGGCGGCUCUCGUCGUACCACGACCAAGGGGCAACAAGUGGAAGAGGCAUUACUAGAGCAAGAGGAGGACAAAACCCGCCCGGGCAAGGUGAUUCUGUUCGUCGGUGGGGGGUGUUUCUUGAGCCGCCAAGGACUCCUAGGUCUUUUGCUGUACCGGCACAAUUCGCAAAUUGCGCGCAAUCUCGCCGCAGGUCAAAACUGUCCCGUCGUUCAGAUAUUCGGCGGAGCCCCCCUGCGUAGCACCUGCAUUUUUGAUUUGGCAUUCGUCAUUCUUUGGUAUCCAGUGAGCGCCUUUCUGUGGAUCUGGUUCGGAGCAACUUCGGCUGGUUUUGUCACCACAAAACUUCUUCCAGCGCUAGCGGCGACCUUUUACAUCCUUCUGAAGUCCGCCGGUGUGCGCGACCUCGUCAGCAGUGCCACAUUUGCCAUCGUCGUCUCCAAUCUCUUCGCGUCUACCUGGCUACCGGCACCUUUCCUGUCGAUUCUGUGGUUUCAACUCUGGAGCCCUCCGCGCAUUCCUCCUAGUGAUGCGACGCUCUGCAUCACGACUGCCCUGCGAUGGAUUCACACCAACCGAGCGACGCUCCUCUCGCAACACGUGUCGAAAGGUAAUAUCCUUCCAAAUCACAGUCCGCACGAGGAGAGGAUACACAUGCAGCCGCCGAGUGAUGUUCGUCCCGAGAAUCUUUCCAGAAGCCCCCGAGUUCACUUGUACGGAUACUUACUCACGGAACGCCGGGCCACUUCAGCUCGUCUGAGAUCCCAAAAAGAUCCUAUCAAGAUCCUGGCCGCUGGGCUACUUCGGCGCCCCGAAAUUACGAAUCAGGCCCAAUGUUUUGGCCUUCGCUUUGCCUCCUUUGUAUAGCAAAUUUGCGCGGUCUUUUCUGGGCGUGUCGCAUAGCUGCCGAGCCUAUCCCGAGGGCCGCCCUGUUUGGGAAGCGCGAUUUUUUUUCCUGUUGCGGGGGUAUGUCGGUAUUUUACGGCCACGCAAAACUUGGCGCGGGCCAGCCGUCAGGGAACGCGCCGCCCGCCGCGGCCAGCGUGUCCUUUUGCCCCCCCUUCUGGUGUGCUUCUGUAGUUUUUUCGCGGUAGUCUUGGACAUUGGAAAGGGGGUGGCGCGGAGGUGUUUCGACCGCAGGCAUUCUACCUGCCCAGCAUCCGGGAGCCCGCAGAGAGGCGAUGGCCUUUGGCGCGAUGUGGUGCCAAGUGUUUUGCUUCUUGGGGUCGCGGGGAUCGGCAGGCCAAUCCUGCAGAAAGCAUGUCAAACAAGGGUGGGAGUUUUCUCCCCGCGGCACAAUUUUUGUACUCAGGAGCAUUCUCCAGUGGAAUUCGGCCAGGCACGGGGCCAUUUUCCAGAGUUCAUGGCCGCCAUCUCCAUUUUCAAAAGUUCCGAUCAAGAUCCUGUCCAGAGGACACUUUUUUCGCCGCUUUACCUGGCCCCUCCCCCGCCUAGAAUCUAUGGAUUUGGCGGCGCAAAAAAGUGGCCAAAAAAGUGUCCUCUGGACAGGAUCUUGAUCGGAACUUUAUCGGAUCUUGAACGGAACUUUUUAGGAACUUUUUUUUGGCCUCUGAAGCUUUCGCCAUACCGCCGUGAUUGGCGACUUUGAACAUUGUUUGAACCUUGGUCGGAUCCUUUGUUCGGGGUUCAAGAAGUGGCCUUUCUACCCUUGAAACGCGGGCUGUUUCUUUGAUUCAACAAAUUCAGCGGCUUCGUUUUUGAAUCAAAAAAAAAACUCGCUUUGAGGCUAGUGCGCCGUCUUUUGCUGGACCAUUUCCGACCUGGCCUUGUCCUCGGGCUCGGGUAUAUCUGGCCCAUGGAAGCGAGAUGGACCCUGCGGACGGGGGCAGUUCCGUCCAUUGCCGGGCCCCAGAUUGUUCCGCGUCGCGCCAGGGCUUUUACAACCGCGCGACCACUCGCUCGCCUUUGUUGGGCGUGGUUAUUUGUCACUCCCAGCAAGCUAGCGCCUGUGGCAACGCCCGCGGGGCGUCUGGCCCUUUCUCACAUCUACCAUACCUUCGUGUAACGCGCGUUACACGAGCGGUCUAUGCUUCCCUUUCGUCGCCAGGCUGUCCCUGGAAGCUACAGAGGGGCGGACGCUCCGAAUCUUUCCGACCCCUCCCCCUGGGGUGUCGGGGGUGAUCUUUUCAGGAUCUUCGUGGGUUCUCAGGGCGUCGUCUGUGGCCCGUCGUGCCGCCAGUAAGAUACGGUGCAGGUGGGACGCUGGUUGCAGGCUACGCACUGCGUGAGGCUGCUACCAAUCUGCUUCUGCAGGACGUCGAGCGCAUGUCGCCGGUCAUACGUUUGCACCGACCACUACUGGACCUCGAGGUAUGCAAUUUCCCCUCGGAUGAACAAGAGGACCACGACCAGGAAGAUGUAGCUGAAAUUGCUCACCAGUGCUGCAGCGCGCACACAUUCCCGCGACUGUGCAGCGUUUUGCACUAUUGCUUGGACCCAAGCAGUUCCCGCGUUGUGCCUGCUUUCGCAGCUCACUUGAAUAAACGUCAGCGCCUGAAGCAGUUUCUGUUCGCAGCGAGCACGUACGCUUUUCCCAUGUUGCGUCACAGAUACAAAGAGGCGCUCCGCCAACUUCGUCGCCUCCUUUGGGAGUGGUACCUGACGGAAGUUCUCGGCCGGGAUUUUUGUAAGGACAACCCGAUGCGCAUUGCUACCCUGCUUCUAGCGUCUUCCAGGCCUGGUGGCGGUGGCAGAAUGUCCUCCUCCUCGACGGAGGACCGCCCGAUCCAGCUGUUGGGAAACCUCGAAACACACAACCUCAAGGCCCAGUACCCUGACAAGCGCUACCGAUGGUAUUGGAAGAAAUGGGAAGCUCGAGCGGCAGCAAAGGAUGGGAAGGAAAGGACCAAGAACAAAACAGCGAACUGGAAUUCUUACUUUGCUGAUUGUGACAACGAAACGGAACUACGAACUGCUACUGCUCCUCUUCUUGGUGACGUGCCUGCUCCUGACAACUGUAGUGCGCCCUGCGAUCAGUCAUUUAUUUGCUCUUUCGGCUGGUGCAGGCUCAGGCGGACGGGGCUCGUCCUGUUCGUACAAUCACUACCUCAAGCGUAAUUAAAACAUGGUCCGCAACAGAAUACCGGCGCAGCUGGGUUCUUUCUUGCUAGAUUUACAUUUACUGAAUUUGCAGGAGCAGGCAGGAAACACUGAGGACUUUUUGGAUCGAUCACGCUGCGCUCCGACGACGCCAGAAGUGGGUUGCGACAGGGACGAUAUUCGUGGCUUGAAGUUUGUUAUCCAGGAAGAGCGACCGUCCCGCGUCUGGUGGUUGCUUAGGCCGCUCGUUUGCGGGCAAGGUCGCGCGUUCAAGAAUCGUCUGGAACACGUCAACACCACAGUUGCGCGCGACUGCCAAAUUGUGUAUUUGUGA